Microstroma glucosiphilum is the source of this 959-nucleotide messenger RNA. RefSeq lists its product as hypothetical. The record is from RefSeq and is a predicted model, not a curated record. The transcript has a single exon. The coding region runs from base 476 to 730 and encodes 84 amino acids. NCBI's taxonomy places the organism in Eukaryota, Fungi, Basidiomycota, Exobasidiomycetes, Microstromatales, Microstromataceae.
GGAGAAUGGAUAACGAUGUUGAUAUGAGCUAGGAACUCAUGAAAGAGGGGAAAAUUAUGGGCAUCGUCGCCCCUAAGGGUGCUGGCAUGGCCCCUUGAAGGAUGAUGCCAGCCUUGAAUCUGUCCCGCCGUGCCUCUGUCUGAGCCCAACGUCUGUCACGGCGGCCGAUGACGGCCCGCUGCUCCCGGCAUUAGUGAGGUGGCCCGCUUGGCGAGCUGUAGCUGAAGCACAAGAACCAAAUCCAGACCCUUGACCUGUCCCUACUCUCCUUCCCUUCUUCACCAUCUCCUCUUCACUUUCUCAGCACCUCCUCCUCCUCCCCGAGCCCCUUCACCUCCUCAAGACCCUUCAAGCCACCACUUAACUCUCCCUUCACUCAAGCACUCUUUGACAGAGUCACUCACUCUAAUUCCUUCUCGAACGUCAGCUCUCGUCCGCACAGUGCUCAGCGGCCCACCUUCUUUCCAUCGCCACGAUGCAACUGUACUCAACUCCCUUUGCCCUCCUCUCCCUGGCCUUUGUACUCCUCCUCGGCAUUCCCAAGCCCACUUACGCUUCUUCCAGCAAGUAUAUGGCUCGUAGCCAUCCUCGACACCACGUUGCCAACCGUAUGGUCAAGCUCGCCCUGCGCACCGACACCAGCGCCAACGAGGAAUUCGCACGCAAGACUCUCAGUGGCUUGGGAGAGAUCCACCGUGGACGUGCAACUUGGUUCGAGCCUGGUGAGUGACUGACACAGACAAGACAAAGGCUUGCGCGAGCCUCGAUGCCGACCUUUUCUUACUUUCUACCCCUCCUCCGACAAUCCUCUGCCUGUUCAGAUGUCAACUACUGUGGUGGCACACAUUCGACUUCUUCCGACAUGAUCGUCGCUGCUUCUGCCAAGCUCUUCCAAAAGUGGGGAGGCGGCACCAAGUCUAAACUCUGCGGGCAGAGCAUCGUUCUCACCGCCAGAGGCA